Messenger RNA from Chroicocephalus ridibundus (black-headed gull), 700 nucleotides. It is a transcript of the gene HCRT, whose product is annotated as hypocretin neuropeptide precursor. The record is from RefSeq and is a predicted model, not a curated record. Lineage: Eukaryota; Metazoa; Chordata; Aves; Charadriiformes; Laridae. The coding region runs from base 110 to 571 and encodes 153 amino acids. Gene Ontology annotation, cellular component: perinuclear region of cytoplasm. Gene Ontology annotation, biological process: sleep; eating behavior; positive regulation of transmission of nerve impulse. Gene Ontology annotation, molecular function: type 1 orexin receptor binding; neuropeptide hormone activity; type 2 orexin receptor binding. The transcript has 2 exons.
GUGCCGGGUCCUAUAAAGCAGCGGCGGCGGCGGCGGCGGGCGGGAGGGCGCGGGGUUCUGUGCGGGACAUGCCCCAGCACCGCUCGGCUGCCUGAAGACCCCGGGAAGGAUGGAGGUACCCAGCGCCAAGCUCCCGCGGGCUGCCUGCCUCCUGUUGCUGCUGCUGCUGCUGCUGGGCUCCAUGGCCGCCGCCCGGCAGAGCCUGCCCGAGUGUUGCCGGCAGAAGACCUGCUCCUGCCGCAUCUACGACCUGCUGCACGGCAUGGGCAACCACGCCGCCGGCAUCCUCACGCUGGGCAAGAGGAAGAGCGUCCCGCCGGCGUUCCAGAGCCGGCUCUACCGCCUGCUGCACGGCUCCGGCAACCACGCCGCCGGCAUCCUCACCAUGGGCAAGCGCGGGGAGCCCCCCGGCCCCGCCUGCCACAGCGCGUCGGGCUGCCCCGGCGGCGCGGAUCCCCAGCCCACGCCGGCGCUGCGGGGCUCGGCCGCCAGCCCCGCGGAGUGCCAGGGACACUCGGGGAAGGACCUGACGAAGAGCCAGGCUCAGGGAGCUGCCAAGAGCUUUUACUGAGCGGGCUGGGGUCAGCGGGAGCGGAGAGGAGGUCCCUGGGGGGACGGACCCCGGAGCUCGGUGUAAAUAGCACUUUUACAUACCUCCUCCUGGCCCCGAACGAGCCUGCGCAGGGCACCGCGGGCACCG